This is a messenger RNA of Macadamia integrifolia, 2135 nucleotides long. Its product is annotated as probable protein phosphatase 2C 55. The transcript has 5 exons. NCBI's taxonomy places the organism in Eukaryota, Viridiplantae, Streptophyta, Magnoliopsida, Proteales, Proteaceae. The record is from RefSeq and is a predicted model, not a curated record. Bases 480 to 2039 code for a protein of 519 amino acids.
AUCACUUUCUGCAACCCUUGACCAAACAAUGGAGAGUUAGAUAUCAAUAGAAAGUUAGAAAGAGAGGGAAUGGAAGGGCUCGUGCCUUUCCACCUAACCUCGUUCUGGAGCAUCUAUCGGAACUUCAAUCAUCGGUUCUUCUCCUUCCCGUCACUGCCGUCACCAUCUUUUAUUGUUGUCUGUUUCUUUCCCAUAAUGUAAAAGGAUUGGAAUGUAUGGAAGAGGAGAUUCGAAUUUUUUUUGAUUCCCAUCCAUUGAGGUUCUUUGGAGCUUUAUCGAGUUCCUUUGCCCAGGCUUCGUCUGAUCAGGGUUUCAACUUCUUGUAGUUCAUUGGAAUGGCGGAAGUAGGGUGUGCUUCCUGAUAACUGGAGGAGUUGAUGUAUUAACAGUUAUGAGAUUUUCUGUUGUGCGUAGUGCUAACGGUCGGGUUCUAUGCAAUAGAGGGAUUCGAAAAAGUCUGUUUGAUUUGAGAAGGUAAGAUGCCAUCUACUAAUUUUUUGAAGCUGAACCUUGAGCUGCGGUCGGGUUUCCGCAGACUGAUCACAGGGCAACAAGUAGGACUCGCGAGCUCCGUGGAAUUUCUUCUUGGGCAAGGAAAAUUGUCGUAUACGAAUUCUGGGUUGUCUCUUUUCAGACCAAUUUCAACCAUCGCAGAGGGGCAUUUAUUCUUGAGACCUGGUGUGAUUUUUUCUGUGCGAUCAGAUCCUAACAUCGUCAGCCAACGGAGAAACUUAUCAGUUGUUGGAGCUCUUUCACUUACAUUUUCUAUUCCUUCUGUGUUUGGACCAUCUUGUCAGGUUUGUGAGUACCAUAUCAAUCGCCUGUUACCGGACUCCAGCCCUGUUUUGCUAGACAAUCCAAUUCAGCGGACAAUCAUGGCCACCUGUGGCUCUGGAUCGUUAUUGGGUCACCACUGUCUGGAUAACCUAACAUCAAGGAAUGAACCUCUCUCAAACUCCACUAAAAGAGCUGGUGUUUCUUACUGCAAUGGAAGUCUUGACAGUUGCAUAAAAGCUACCAUGAGUUUGAGAAGCCGAGAACCAUCCAACAGUUAUAUGAUGUAUGGGUAUUUCAUUUUUGACGUGGCAAGGAGGAGUUUCAGCUCCAAUUCAUUAGUGGGUCCAGGGUCAAAUUUUUUUUAUAGUUCAUCUUCUGCUUGUUACUGUACUGGGGCUGCUUCUGAGGUAUCAUUUGAUGGCUCAGCUCGUGUAGAACAGCAUCCAAGCUCUGCAGUUUCAUCUGAUCAGAAAAUCCUAGGUGACAGAACCUUAAAGUUGCUUUCAGGAUCAUGUUAUCUACCACAUCCUGAUAAGGAAGAAACUGGUGGGGAGGAUGCUCACUUUAUUUGUGUGGAGGAGCAAGCCAUAGGUGUAGCAGAUGGUGUUGGUGGGUGGGCAGAACUUGGUGUUGAUGCAGGACAGUAUGCGAGGGAACUCAUGUCUAAUUCGGUUACCGCAAUCCUGGAGGAGCCAAAAGGCUCCAUUGACCCUGCAAGGGUUUUGGAGAAAGCUCACUUGAGCACAAAAGCCAAAGGAUCAUCAACUGCAUGCAUCAUAGCACUCACAGAUCAGGGUCUCCACGCCAUUAACCUGGGUGACAGUGGCUUUAUAGUGGUAAGAGAUGGAUGCACUGUCUUCCGUUCUCCUGUACAGCAGCAUGGAUUCAAUUUCACAUAUCAACUAGAGAGCGGAAGUGGUGGUGAUUUGCCUAGCUCUGGUCAGGUGUUCACAAUCCCAGUUGCACCUGGCGAUGUGGUAAUAGCAGGCACCGAUGGACUGUUCGACAACUUGUACAACAAUGAAGUAACUGCGGUGGUAGUCCAUGCCAUGAGAGCUGGGUUGGAGCCUCAGGCGACGGCUCAGAAAAUAGCAGCCUUGGCACGCCAGAGAGCUCAGGACAGAGACAGGCAAACACCAUUCUCCACCGCAGCACAAGACGCUGGCUUUCGCUACUACGGUGGUAAGCUUGAUGACAUCACUGUGGUAGUGUCCUAUAUCAGCAGCAGCUCCAGCUCCACCUCUUCCUCUACCGAUUCAUGAGAUGAGAACCAUCAACUCCUCUCUUGCACUAGAUAGGUAUACCUUUACUUGUACAUUGUAAAUUUUGCCCUUUCUUCAAUUUUUGAAGCUUUGUAA